Molecule: messenger RNA, 4274 nt
Organism: Vespa crabro (European hornet)
Lineage: Eukaryota; Metazoa; Arthropoda; Insecta; Hymenoptera; Vespidae
Product: histone-lysine N-methyltransferase SETMAR-like
Exons: 3
Coding region: 1391-2383 (330 amino acids)
Molecular function (GO): nucleic acid binding
Source: RefSeq, a predicted model, not a curated record
GAGACGGUUUGGUCGUCAGCGAAGUUUAGUACUUGCAAAAAAAGAUUAUACAAAAAAAAAUUGCAAGAGAAUUAUGUUUUGAAAGUAUAGGUUUUUAAAUCUAUUUUAAUCCAAAAUAACUACGUUCAUUUAUCUAUCUAUAGAAUAUAGCUUAUGUAUAUAUGAUUAAAAUCAAAUUAGCCGCCAAAAUAAUAUAUGAUAUUGUACUGUUUCUAUAAAAGUAUGCAAGCAGGAAACUUUUUCCCUCUCUGUUUUAUCGAUCUCGUUAUACAUACAUAUAGAAAAUCGCUUUAUUGGAAUGUGAUAACACACAUGAGGUCUUUCCACUUAUUAAAUUUCUUUCUUUCGUUAUUCAGGUGUCUACGAAAACAUAAGUAUAGAAUACGUUUGUAGCCAUGUUGUGGUUUAUUAAUUUCUAUUAAAUUUUGAAAAUAGGUCGAGGAAAGACUCUAAAUAAAAGUGAAAUCGACAGAAUUUUAGUAUUACGAUUAAAGAAUUACCCUAUCUUAAAAAUAGUAAAACUAUUCAGUAGAAGUCGUAAUGCAAUACUUAAUUUAUUAAAGGAUUCUAAAAAUUAUGGAAAAAAAAGACCAUUGUAUAACAAGUUUUGACAGAACGACAAAAAAGAGCUUCUUUACGGAAAGCUUCUAAUUCCAAAGAAACUGCAGGAGAAAUUGCUAAAGAAGCAAGUAUUGUAACAUAAAAAAUGUCCAACAUAUCUUGUAAACAUUGGAAACUAAAGAAACGCGCACCAUUAACAUCAUAUGUACAGCAGAGGACAAUGCUUAAUGUUCGCAAAAAAUCAUUGGAAACAACAUUGGAGAAAAGUUAUUUUUAGUGAUAAGAAAAAAUUUAAUUUAGAUGGUUCAGAUGGAUGGCAUUAUUAUUUCCAUGAUCUUCGAAACAGGAACUUAUUUUAAGACAUCGAUAAAUGGAAGGAGGAAUUGUAAUGACUAAAAACAAAGCAUCUGUGGAAAUUUAAAUCAUAGCAGUACAACUAUUAAAAGAAGCAAAGGAAAGAGAAAAAGAGAGAGAUCAAGAAAUUUUACCUCUUAUAAGAAUAACAUUAAAAUCUUUAUUCUAUAAUGUUAAACCUAUCUAGAAUUUUAUUUAAAGAACAAUUCAUUUAUAAAUAUUCCUUCUCAGCCACGAAAUAUCUCAGAUUUCCAUGAAUGGGUUGAUUAUCAAUAUUGGAAAUGAAAAACGUAUGAAGACACAUAGGAAUCAUAUAUUGGAUUGAAGAAAAAGUUUCUUCGUAUUUUCAUGGCAGAUGACAUUACAGUCAUAUAAUUUCAGUAAUUGCGUGCGUUUGUAAGGUGACAUUACUAAGUAUUUUUAGAAAGAUUAUGAUAUAUUUGUUUAUUUAUUUAAAAGUUAUUACGUUUUGAAAAUGAGUGAAAAAGAAGAAAUUCGACAUGUUUUGAAAUUCUUUUACAAAAAAGGGACGAAUGCGACUCAGGCUGCUAAAAAAAUUUGUGAUGUAUACGGUCUUGAUGCAGUAUCAGUACGUGUGGCACAAAUCUGGUUCAAGCGGUUUCAAUCUGGAAAAUUUGAUAUAAGUGAUGCACCUCGCUCUGGUCGGCCAAUGACUGAAAAAGUCGAUGAAAUCAUGAAAAAAAUUGAGCAAGACCGACACAUUAGCAGUCAUCAUGUCGCUAAGGAGCUAAACAUCGACCAUAAAACAGUUUUAAACCAUUUGAAAAAGGCUGGAUACAAAAAAAAACUCGAUGUUUGGGUGCCACAUGAUUUAACAAUGAAAAAUUUAAUGAAUCGAAUUUCCAUCUGUGAAUCUUUGUUAAAACGGAACCAAAUCGAACCAUUUUUGAAGCGACUCAUUACGGGCGAUGAAAAAUGGAUCAUGUACAACAACGAUGUACGGAAAACAUCAUGGUCAAAGCAAGGAUUGGCGUUAAACAAAGUGAUGCUAUGUGUGUGGUGGGAUUGUAAAGGAAUUGUUCACUAUGAGUUGCUGCCUCCCGGUCAAACGAUUGAUUCUAAUCUCUACUGUCAACAACUGGAAAGAUUACGUCAAGCAAUCGAAGUAAAACGACCAGAAUUAAUCAAUAAUAAAGAUGUCAUCUUCCAUCAUGACAAUGCCAGGCCCUACACAUCAUUGAUGACUUAUCAAAAAUUGAGAGAACUUGGCUGGGAAGUUUUAAUGCAUCCACCGUAUAGUCCUGACCUUGCACCGUCAGACUACCAUUUGUUUCGGUCUUUGCAGAAUUCCCUUAAUAAUGCAAAGCUGGCUUCAAAAGAGGCCUGUGAAAAUUACUUGUCAAAGUUUUUUGUGGAGAAAAAAAAGAAAUUCUACAAUGACGGGAUUAUGAUUUUACCUCAAAAAUGGCAAAAAGUAAUUGAUCAAAAUGGCAUGUAUUUGGUGUAAUAAACUUUGUUUGAAAUAUAAGAAGCUAUUAAUUAUAACUAAUUGCAUAAAAUAUGCUCAGUAGACAAAUUGAUUACAAGAAACAAGUAGAGAGACCAAGAUACUUAAUCAUUUAUGUUGGAAAGACAUGUCAUGUAUGUCAAGAUAUUUUUGUUUAAAAAUUGCCAACGACAUAUUAUACAUGUCGGUAUGCAGUUGUUGCAAUAAUAAAAAUGACAUGUACGAUACAUCGACUGGAAUCGUUAUCGAAGUACAAUUUCGGAGUGCACUCCGUUACGUGGAGUAAUCGAUAUAAUAUCCCAUAAAAACGUAUUUCAAAAUUCUUACAAUUCGCAAUACAUUUUCUUAUAUACCAGUCAAAUCAAAUAAUACAUUUGUUUUAUUUUAGUAAUUUCAACCCAUAUUGUAAAACAGAGAGCGACAGUAAACUUAGUGAUAUUAUUUCGAUAAAUAUAAAGGAAAUAACUAAUUAAAAUAGAUAGUAAAGAAAGAUAGUGAUAGUGAUUAUGAUUGCGAAAAAAUUGUUUUUCCACUUUGGAAGUGAUGUUGAAUCACUUUUUAUGACGAAAAUAGAAUAGAAUCAUAUCUGAAAUAUGUGAAAAAUUGUGAAAUUAAUCUAAGGGAUGGAUAUGGAAAGACAUUGGAAAUGAAAGUAAAAUAUGACAAUAUUCAUGAAUUACAAGUGACGCUUCAUGGGGAGUUGCAGUGUAGCGUUUUGACACGUACAUCUAUGAAUUAAUCGCCAGUGCAAGUGGUUAAAGUAGAAGAAAUUUUUAAUUUUGUAGUAUUAAUUGUAUUAACUCUUUGUGAUUGAACCAUAGGAUGUUCCCAGCAAGGCUGCUUUACUGUUGCUGUCAUAUCAGAUAUUUCUGACACGAGUAUGUGACGGUAAUUUAGGCAGUGAAACAUAACACUGUUUAUCUUAACAUACUCUUCACUCAUCUAUAAAAACUUUGUUUUGUCUGAAGGAACAGUCAUUAUUUCAGCCAGUUCAAAUCAUUGCACAAGCAGCAGAUUCAGUAUUACUGAAAUUUACUAUCUUUUAUUUUUUUAGUAUUUAUUGUUAUAUCUUAUAUAUAUAUCUUAUUUUUUACAUUUGUAAAAAUUAUGCUCUAAAAUAUCUAAAAUGAGAUGCAAGCCUAGUAAUUAUAAAGAUAUGCAAAACAGUGAUGAUGAAUUUUAUAUAGAUUAUCAUGGUGAGUCCAAUGAUGGUGACUUCAAUGAUAAUUCAGAUAGUGAUAGCGAUAUUAUAAUGCUUAGAAGAAAACAUAUAAUGCAAUUACAUUUAACUCACAAUGAUAUUGAAGUAACAUUAAGAAGUAAUAUUCCAAAUGAGAAUCAUAUAUACCAAGAUGUUACACACGAAAAUAUCGAUUUAUUAAAAAUAGAUUUUUCAGCAGAAUCUAGGAGUCCAAAUGCACAAGUUCCUGUAAUAUGCACAGAGUCAAUCUUUUUCAUCAGAUUUUUUUACUGAUGAGUUGCUUCAAAAUAUUGUAAAGAAAAUAAAUCGGUAUGCCAGGACAACAAUUGUAGACAAAGUAUUAUCACGUCGGUUGAUAUGGGAUAAUUGGGUAGAUGUGCUAGUGUCAGAAUACAACCAUUUGUAAGUGUAAUACUCAACAUGGGUAUUAAAAAAUUGUCAGAUAUGAAAGUCUUCUGAUUGCAUCAACAUAACUCAAAAAUAUAAUUUUUUUGAACAUAUUUUGGAGAAAAAUGUUUUUCCAAAUUUAUUGGAUGUUACAUUUAAAUAUAAAUACUUCAAAUGAUAGAAGCAUUAGAAUAAGAAUUAAAAAAUACAGCGACUUGUUAAAUUAUAUUGAAGGCUACAUUCAAAGACUAUGUUAUUCCAAAUAAAGAGAUUUCAAUUGAUGAAUCAGUCAUAAAAGUCAAA